AAAUAAAAAUAAUGAAAUAUCUGAUAAAAUAAUAAGUAUUAAUUCACUAUUUAAAAGCACCAAUAAUGUAUACUUUGAAUAUAUUUAAGUUUGUUUUAUACCCGCUGCAUUUCAGACCGCAAUCUCAGAUGUGCACUGCUAUUGGCAUAUGCGUGUUACAUUUCAAAGUAAAAGCCUGUCGUAGUCUUACAUCUAUAGUACGUACUAGCUUGGAGCAACAUGGGGGAAAAAGCACUUUCUGUGAAGUUACGGGUUUUCUUUUUUCUUUUUUUUAUUUUCUGUUGCGAUAAAUAAAAAACGAGAAGAAAGAAAUAAAAUAAAUAUUUUAAAAAAUUAACAUUAAUACUAAAACAUUUUUAACAACAUUUUUAUGGUGUCUAUGACAAAAACGACCGGAAGUUAAAAGCAGCUGCCCUCCCGCAUCGAGAACAUCCGGUUUUCUUACCAACAAAAAUAGACCUUAGUGCCAGUAAGCAUGUCUCCCACCGAGGAUGAAGACGACCCGUUUCCUGUAGAUGACUGUCUGUUCACAGAAACGUUUUCUCUGGACUCCGUGUACACGCUGAUGGGAGAGGAGGUGAAGAUCAGACAGCUGUUCGGUGCGGACCUCGGCGUGGCUGCACCGGUCUGGGAGGCUGCGUUACACCUGUGCCGUUACUUGGAGGAUCAGUCUGUGGAGCUGAGGGGAAAGCGGGUCAUAGAGCUGGGAGCAGGCACCGGUGUGGUCGGUAUUGUGGCAGCUCGCUUGGGAGCAGAGGUGACUCUCACAGACCUUCCUUUGGCUCUCCCACAGCUUGAUGCUAAUGUCUCUGCUAACAAGCCUUCCAGCGGCUGGCCUUCUCUCCCUCCCACUGUGCUCCCUCUGUCCUGGGGUGAGGAUCACAUGAACUUCUCCUCUGACUGGGACCUGGUGCUCUGUGCUGAUAUCAUUUACCUGCAAGGGACAUACCUCCCGCUAGUGGAGACACUAGCUCACCUGUGCGGUAAAGGAGCCGCAGCGUAUCUCUCAUCCAAAAUGCGAGAUGAGCACGAAACGGCAGCUUUCUAUGAGAAGCAUCUACCGAGCAGAUUCAAUGUGGAGCUUGUGCACCGAGAUGACAAACAAAACAAUAAUAUCUACAGGGCGUCUUUAAGAACAGGCCAGUGACGCCAGGAGGGACGGCCUACUGCUUUUUAUAAAUAAAUAAAAUUAUGAGUUUAUGUCUGUUAUUUAAAUUAUUUUGAGCUUCACAUCCUACUACUGUAGCACCUAUAAAUGCUAAAGCUAUUUUAAAUGAAUUUAAAUGAAAUUAUAUUAUUUUUAUUUAUUUCUAAACAGUUACACAUGUCAUUUGUCUUUAAUUAAAAGCGAAUGUAUUCA
Molecule: messenger RNA, 1360 nt
Organism: Oreochromis niloticus (Nile tilapia)
Lineage: Eukaryota; Metazoa; Chordata; Actinopteri; Cichliformes; Cichlidae
Gene: eef1akmt3
Product: EEF1A lysine methyltransferase 3
Exons: 3
Coding region: 476-1147 (223 amino acids)
Cellular component (GO): protein-containing complex; cytosol
Source: RefSeq, a predicted model, not a curated record